AUGGAUGCGCAAUACCCUUUUGCGUCUCGUGAAGAUAUCUGGCGUGUGUUUGAGGAGGUCAAGGAUCUAUACUCUACCCAGCUUGAACACGGCGAGCGGAUUGCAAGGUUGGAACGACGGAGGGAGGAUGACAUGAGGUUGAAGAGCGUUUGGGGCCCGUUAUCGCAAUUUCCGAGCGCAAUAAGUGGCUCUUUGACAGAACCAUCUUAUACCCCAGCCGUUGACACCUUCAAAGGAUUCGACCAAGGCCAUCAUCACAGCAUCGUCGGUAAUAUGAAUUUAGAGAACGAAGAGGAGCCAAGACGCGGUGCGUCCAGAGCGAAUAGUGUCAGGUUUGACGAAAGCGCAAUACACGGCUAUUAUGAUCAGGUGAAUCGCUCAGCAACUGAGCUCCCACUUCGCACAGGAAGUGGGAUGAGCAGCCAUCCGCUCAUCGAGCGAUCUCUCUCCCACCGAUCCGAUGGUCGUCAAAGCUCUUCUGGGCAUUCACAUCAUUCAGCUCGAACAAGUAGCAUGGGUACAGAUGCUGCGCGACUUCUUGGCUCUAGUGGCGGGUCUCCUGCGAGUUCUAUCCUGCCUCCUCCAGGACUGUUUCUGCUAGGACCUGUGCCGUGUAUCAUACGAUGCUGGCUGACAACCAAUUUCUCCAAUGAGACUUUACUCUACGCUGCUGUUUGUUCUGGCUCGUAUACAUCCUUCCUUGGUUAUAGUUUAGUUGAAAAACUCGGCUAUGAAGACCAGGUCACGGUUGAAAAUGGAUUUCGCUUCAUCAAACUGCCACUCUACCUUCCAGAAGCGAGCAUACAUCAGUCUUCAUCUCGUGCCGGCAGUCCAACACCUCAGCUUCCUUCUGUGACAAUCAGGUUUGCGGUGCGUGAUACGGACCCUGAUGACAAAAGCCUUCAGAUAUUCAUGGGAAGCGAUGUUCUCCGUUCUCAUAAUGCCGACAUUCUUUUCUCACAAGAUAAGAUCAUCAUGAUGGAUGACGAUAGAAACAAGGUUUCCGUCCCUUUGGUUCGACCUGAAAACGACAUGGUGUUCAAGUCGUUGUCCACACGCUCAGAUAUCUCCCAUGAGGACUACUCAAAACUGCCUAAUGACCCGGAGUCUGACUCCCAAGCGAGUAUCAGUAAACGUGGUUUGGGUGUCAUAGAAGGGCUUCUUUCACAAUCACAAGAAGCCAACUCUGGAUCACCAAGAGUCGAAGAAACCGCUGGUGAGGCCAGUCAGAAGCCGCUUGCCACAACAGGAUAUGGACAGCCCGAACCCGAUUCACAAGCCGCGAAAGAACCAAAACCUCCAACCGAUCAGUCAGAGUACUCCAAUUCUGCCGCAAAAGGCGAUAUCGGUGGAGUCUGGGGCUCCUGGCGACGCGAGACACGAGCAGAUGGAAGCUCACUUGGCAUGGCGAAAGCAACACGAGGUCGCGCCAUGAAAGUUUUACGACCGUCUCGCUCGUCGUCUUCUCGCGGCCCUUCAAUAUCAUCUACCGUCACCACCACCGACACAGCCAUUGCGCACGAGACCAGCACGGCAGUGACUCCAUCUACAACCAGCGGCGGCCCUGACCUCGUCCAUCCAACACCAAGCCGAAGCACCAGCUUCAAGUCAGGAGAUGGCUCGUGGCCGGCAAACAAGAAUCGAGCCAGCAACCCGAUUGGGGGGGCAUCAGCAUUCGGCUGGCUCAAUCCAUCUUAA
Talaromyces proteolyticus is the source of this 1698-nucleotide messenger RNA. RefSeq lists its product as uncharacterized. The record is from RefSeq and is a predicted model, not a curated record. The coding region runs from base 1 to 1698 and encodes 565 amino acids. The transcript is spliced from 2 exons. NCBI's taxonomy places the organism in Eukaryota, Fungi, Ascomycota, Eurotiomycetes, Eurotiales, Trichocomaceae.